Messenger RNA from Alosa sapidissima (American shad), 3946 nucleotides. It is a transcript of the gene cdh19, whose product is annotated as cadherin 19, type 2. Lineage: Eukaryota; Metazoa; Chordata; Actinopteri; Clupeiformes; Clupeidae. Gene Ontology annotation, cellular component: plasma membrane; adherens junction; catenin complex. Bases 399 to 2759 code for a protein of 786 amino acids. The record is from RefSeq and is a predicted model, not a curated record. Gene Ontology annotation, molecular function: cadherin binding; calcium ion binding. Gene Ontology annotation, biological process: cell morphogenesis; adherens junction organization; cell-cell junction assembly. The transcript has 12 exons.
UCUUCCCGAGAAGUUGUAGAGAAGGAGAAAAAAGUCACUGAAAGAGAGGUCAUCAGUUGGUUGGGACGGGGAGACUCAUGGACAUUAUCCCUCUACACACAUAUGCUCUAUACUUACAUGCAGGAGGUCUAUAAUUCACAACUUCUGGAAUUACUAGAGAUGGAUUAUUGUGUGUGAUUGUAAUCAUACAUGAACAUUUCUAUGGAAAAAUUGGAAUUCAAGAGAAAGAAUGAAAAGCCACUGAAUCUGGACAGAGGUGCAGUGAUACAGAAAUGUAAAUGCUUUGACUCCACACUGGAAUGUCGUCAUGAAGCUCCAAAAUGACAUUUCAGUUGUACCCUGGAAUUAAAACCCACUGUAUGAAAUAACCAGUUAAAACAAAGAGAUAAAUUGAAACCAUGGACUGUGCUGUCCUUCCCAUGGUGAUCAUCACCUUCAUGCUGCCCGGCUAUGUGCUGGCAGAUAGAGGGGCUCCAAAUAGUGUUUACAUCUUGCAGUCGACCACAAGUCAACUAGCACCUCACCCGCGACUCAAGCGUGGCUGGAUUUGGAAUGAGCUUUUUGUGGAGGAAGAAGACCCUAUUCUACGAGUCAUUGGCAAGCUCAUAACAGAUUCUGAUACUGGGAACUUUGCUAUCAAAUAUAUUUUGUCUGGAGAGGGGGCUGGUGAGAUCUUCGAAAUCGAUGAGUACACAGGUGAAAUCAGCUGCCUGAAGACGCUGGACCGGGAAGAGAAGGCCUUCUACAUCCUACAGGCCCAGGCCAUAGACAGGAGGACAGAGCAGCCUGUUGAGCCUGAGUCAGAGUUUAUCAUCAAAGUUAAAGACGUUAAUGACAAUGCUCCUGUUUUCCAAAAUGAACCCUAUGUUUCCAGCAUUCCAGAGAUGUGUCCAAUGGGUACAACCGUUGUUCAGGUAACAGCAACAGAUGCAGAUGACCCACUGACGGGGAGCAAUGCCAAACUCAUAUACUCCAUCCUACAGGGGGACCCCUACUUCUCUGUGGAACCAAAGACAGGGCUGAUUCUUACCUCUUGGCCAAACAUGGAUCGUGAAGCCAGAGAGAGAUAUCUGGUAGUGGUCCAGGUCAAAGACAUGAUGGGUUUGAAUGGUGGCUACUCAGCCACCACAACAGUGACCAUCACCUUAUCAGAUGUCAAUGACAAUGGGCCCAAUUUUCAACACAACCUCUACACAUUUGCAGUGCCAGAGUCAGCUGCGUUGGGCACCACAGUGGGUAGGAUCAUGGCAGAAGACGGAGAUGUCGGUGUGAACGCCAGAAUGAACUACAGCCUGGAGGACUUGGAAGAAAGCUCCACCUUUAAGAUUCAAACUGACCCUGUGACUCAAGAGGGUGUGAUUCUGCUGGCCAAGCCACUGGAUUAUGAGAGCAAGAGACGAUUUGUUAUUGCCGUGGAUGCCAUCAAUGACCACUUAGACACACGAUUCCUCAGUGUCUAUGAGUUCAGCGACAGAACUACAGUGAAAAUUAUGGUGGAAGAUGUGGAUGAGCCACCUGUAUUCAGUGCGCUGAUGUACGAAUGGAAAGUUCCUGAAAAUGCGGUUGUUGGAACACAAGUUGGAACAGUCAGUGCAAGAGACACUGAUGCAGCCAAUAAUCCAAUAUUAUACUCCAUGGCCAAAGGCAGUGACAUGAGGAACGUUCUCAGAAUAGACCCCAACAAUGGAACUGUAACCGUGGCCAAACCUCUGGACCGAGAGACAGAUGACUGGCACAAUCUGACAAUUUCUGCCAAGGAGACAAGGGAGGGCUAUUUAUCGUCAUUUGUGGAGGUGUUUAUCCGAGUGCUGGAUAUCAAUGACAAUGCGCCACAACUUUCCAGAGAGUACCAGCCACAUAUUUGUGAGGGCACACAGGCAGGAGAGGUUAUUCAGAUGAUCAGUGCCACUGAUCCUGAUGAUCCCAUGGAGGACCACCAUUUCUACUUCUCCAUGGUUCCAGAGAAGAACACAAAUCCAAACUUUACUAUCCGAGAUAACCAGGAUAACACCGCAGGAAUCUUGGCUCGCCGGAGCACUUUCUCAAGGAAAGACCGCACCCAGUAUGUCUUGCCAGUAGUGGUGACAGACAGUGGGUCCCCUGCCAUGUCCAGCACCAGUACUCUGACCAUCAGUGUGUGCAUCUGCCAGCCAGCUGGGCACUGCCCGUCGGGUGGAGUUGAGGCUUUUGCCCUCUCCAUGGGUUUGAAUCUACAAGGUCUCAUGGGUCUUCUGGUCUGUCUGGCUACACUUGCAGUUCUCUCUGCACUAAUUAUUGCCGUGAGGAGACAUAGGAAGAGGAAUCAAGAGAAGUUGUCGGUGGAUGAAAUGGAAACCUUGGAGUACUCGGAGAAAGUAUUGCGGUAUUCUGAGCCGAACAGCAACCAGAACGACUGCCUGCCAGCCCAGGUCCCCCUGAGGCCUCACCCCAGGCGCCGGGAACGCCGGUUGCGGAGGGAGGAGGUGGCGGCCAGCAUCCGCAUGUCCCUGCGCCACUCCCACCUCAUUGGCCCCGAGGAUGAUGUCUUCCGCCAGUUCAUUAUGGAUCGCCUGGCUGAGGCUGACCAGGACCCAUACGCGCCUCCCUUUGACUGCCUGCGAACAUAUGCCUUUGAGGGCACAGGAUCUGACACUGGAUCCCUGAGCUCUCUGGAGUCCUGCACGGUGGAGUCUGGGGCUGAGAGAGCCCGUGAGCCCACCACACGAUUCUUUAGACUCACUCCCUGGAUGGGCAGGGCAGAAGAAGAGACGAGUUUCUGAAUAAGAAAUGAAAGGUGAAGUAAUGCCCAACAAUGUCCGACUAAGAUGACAAUAUCUCCAUCCAAAGUAGAGAACAUAUGAGUGUGACUGAACUGAUGGGAGAUAAAAAGACUAGUUUACAAUAUACUAUGCCAAUAGACAUUUAUGAUUAUGGUUUAUAUUUAUAGAUCUUUGCCAAUAGUAUUGUAUUGUAUACUGUUUCUAGGGAAUUAAUGUCCUUUUUAGACUCCAUUUAUUACUUUUCUGUUAUUGUUAUUUAUCAAUUUAAUUUGUGUUUACAUGAAUUCAAUUUUCUGUGGCUCCAUUUGUAACAUAUUCCUCACAGUUGAUACUUUGCAACUGUAGACUAUGGAGUCGUGCUAUGUUUUGUAUUGAAUUGCAUCUACUCAGAAUAAUGCAUAAAUGACUCAUUUAAUAGUCCAGCACUAGAGCAUAUGUAGAGCGUAUGAAACUUGAUACUAUCUUUUAGAUUCUCAAAUAAGACUCCACAUGAACUUACCAGAAAGUAGUACCAGAAGUAGAAUAUAAGCCUGAAAUAGUAAAAUGUGCUAUUAAAGGUGAGGGUCAGCGAUUGUGGAGGAAAUCACAUUUGUUUAUAUUUAUGUUUCUAUUUAAAUCUAUUAGCAGACACUUUUUUCCAAAACGUACAUUAUAUUUCAACCAAGGACCAAACGAAACACACCAGAGAGGUUGGUCACCAGUAUUCAGUAUUCCCACAGAAAUUCCUCACAAGUUUUUGUUUUUGUUUGGUAGACAUGCUGCCCCCACUUUGCUUGUUUCCAGUUUCUGGAGCCUGGGCUGCCUAAAGACACCAGGUCUUUUUUUACAGUGUACUCACAGAAUGGGCUUGUAGCGAAUCGUGAGGUGAUGAUUGCUGAAUGUGACAAAACAUGUUAUGGGCUUGAAAUAGCGUACGAUCGCUGACUGUACCUUUAAGACCCAAACAAGCCGGUAAAUAAACCAAGCAAUGUCCUAUAUAACUUUUACGUAAUUCACUGGUUCCAGUGCAUCUGUGUUUUGCUAACAAAGGGAUUGUCAAAUUUUUACAUGACCUGACUGAUGGUACUCUGACUUAUAUUUCUCAAUCAUUAAAUACCUUAAAUAAUUGUUCAUAAAUCAUGAAGUUAUUCAAGUAGAAAGAGCUCUCAGUAGUUUAUGUUAUGAAGAGAGUGGGGAGACAGGUUGUU